CCUGUUCUUGCAAUAAAUGGUUCUUUUACUCAGUGAUCGAAAGCUGACUGACUGUGUUCUAGAACUAUGGUUGGGUUUCCUGUGUGAUGAUGUCAUUUGUUUUCCAUGUGAUUCAGAAUCCAAUAUGGCGGGAGUAAGUGCAGGAGCAAAAGGAAGACUCAUCGCUGUUAUUGGCGACGAAGAUACAUGUACAGGGUUUCUACUGGGUGGAAUUGGAGAGAUAAACGCACAGAGGCAAAAGAAUUUUUUCGUUGUAAAUAAAGAAACAUCWGUUAGUGAAAUAGAAGAAAAAUUUCAAGAAUUUGUGAAUAGAAAAGAUAUUGCAAUUCUUCUAAUUAAUCAGAACAUUGCAGAAGAGAUUCGUCAUGUCCUUGAUGGCUAUUCAAGAGCUAUUCCUGCAGUAUUAGAAAUUCCGUCUAAAGAACAUCCCUAUGAUCCAUCUAAGGACUCUAUCCUUAGAAGAGCAAAGGGACUUUUCAGUGCUGAGGACUUCAAAUAGACUUUCCAUUGUCAUGCUUUCACGAGAAUCUAUCAAUAUUACUAAUAGUUGMCAAUGGAAAAGCUAUAAACCUUUCUAUUUUAAUAAUUUAAAAUCUUACACUUCUCAGCUUAGAUAUUUCAAUCAAUAAUUAAAAUUAAUAGGAGAGGAGAAAUUGACAGGAGUAUUUGAAAAACAUAAUUCGAAAGGGUGUGAUUUAUAUUUGUGGGAUUUCAUUCAUUUCAUGCAAAAUACUAAGUGUCUUCUUUUAAAAUACCUAAAAACAUUGUCAGGUUCAUAACAGAACACGAAAGAUGAGACCAAAAAGUAUUCAGGGAAAUAACAAAAUAUUCUGAUGUGUUCA
Messenger RNA from Actinia tenebrosa (Australian red waratah sea anemone), 842 nucleotides. RefSeq names its product V-type proton ATPase subunit F. Gene Ontology annotation, molecular function: proton-transporting ATPase activity, rotational mechanism. Lineage: Eukaryota; Metazoa; Cnidaria; Anthozoa; Actiniaria; Actiniidae. Gene Ontology annotation, biological process: proton transmembrane transport. The record is from RefSeq and is a predicted model, not a curated record. Gene Ontology annotation, cellular component: proton-transporting V-type ATPase, V1 domain; membrane.